Diaporthe batatas is the source of this 732-nucleotide messenger RNA. RefSeq lists its product as uncharacterized. The record is from RefSeq and is a predicted model, not a curated record. The transcript is spliced from 2 exons. The coding region runs from base 1 to 732 and encodes 243 amino acids. NCBI's taxonomy places the organism in Eukaryota, Fungi, Ascomycota, Sordariomycetes, Diaporthales, Diaporthaceae.
AUGCAAGCUCGUCCGGAUCCAAGACUCGCUUCACCCAGCGCCUACAACCGAGACGAUGUAGUGUCUCUGCUGUCUUCGUUUUACGAGUCGCUUCCACACGUCUCCUCGUCAAUGAUCCAUCACGCCCCGGAAGGCGGCUGGCCAAGCAUCUCCAAAUCCAGCCUCGAGGCCUGGGGGAUCCACAAGACGGACGAGGCCAUCGAGCUCCUGCGCCACCUGCCCUACCUCACCGGGCUCGAGCACGCCUUCGUCGCCCCCGCCGCCUUCGCGUGCGACUACCGGGUCCUCGGGUCGGCCGACGAAAAGACCGCACCCGGCUGGCUGUGGGGCCUCAAGUUCGACGACGCCUUCUGGCCGGGCUGGGUCGUGCAGCUGACGGCCGGCGUGGACAGGGAGGGCGCGUGCUACAUGCUGGACACGACGGACGGCACGGUGACGCGGGGCAGGUCGGUCGGGUUCCGGUUCCCGCCGUCUUACGGGGAGGACGACCCGCGCGCCUGGCGCGACAGGCUGUGCGAUGAUGUUACGCUGCCGCUCCAGGCGCAGCUGCAGACCUGGGCGGCUGGAUAUCGGGAUCUGAUAUACCUGGCUGUGCCGCCCACCAUCUCCGAUUACGCCUGUCCCGGGGUCUACGUGUGGAGUGACAAGGACGGUCCUGGGUCCGUGGACUGGAAUGAGAUCGAGGUGAGUAAUGGCACACUCAUGGGCCUAUCAAUCGUUUUCACUGCCUAG